This is a messenger RNA of Blastomyces dermatitidis ER-3, 3709 nucleotides long. RefSeq names its product CDK inhibitor PHO81. The record is from RefSeq and is a predicted model, not a curated record. Lineage: Eukaryota; Fungi; Ascomycota; Eurotiomycetes; Onygenales; Ajellomycetaceae. The transcript has 8 exons. Gene Ontology annotation, biological process: glycerophospholipid catabolic process. Gene Ontology annotation, molecular function: glycerophosphocholine phosphodiesterase activity; protein binding. The coding region runs from base 1 to 3141 and encodes 1046 amino acids.
AUGCUUAACCAUUUUUUUUCCCAUCCAGCUCAAUCAAAGCAACCUAAGCCGCGACACCCCACUUUCCCGGCCCAGAGUUUCCUCAAUAGGUUCCCGGCCCCGGAGCUUCUCGAUCCCCCAAGCUGCCGCUUCGUGCGGAAUAAGGAUGUCUUUCUUCUUUUCGGUGUCGAACGGGAGAUAGAAAAAGUGAAUGUUUUUUAUCUUCAAAAGGAGGCAGAGUUCACGCUGCGCCUCAAGACGCUUCUCGAUAAGAAGAGGCUAAUACAGUCGAAAAAAUGGGUUACUAAUUCAAAGGCCCCAGCGAAUUUCGUCACCCUGUUCGAAGGUUUUCAACAGUUUGACGGGGACUUGAACAAACUUCAGCAAUUCGUCGAGGUCAACGAAACCGCCGUCUCCAAAAUUCUGAAAAAGUGGGAUAAAACAUCAAAGUCACGUACAAAAGAACUUUAUCUUCAUCGCGCCGUUGAAGUACAGCCGUGCUUUAAUCGAGAGGUUCUGCGAGAUCUCUCUGACCGAGCGACGACCGCAAGGUUAGAGCUUGAGGCUUGGGCGGAAGGCGAAAAUAUUCAGUUCGAUGCCUCACGCCUGGCUGAUCGCAUUGUUGCCGAAGAGGAUGAUUCCGACUUACAGAUCUUACAAACCACCGCUGCAGGUAAUUUUCAAACGUUGCGGGAAUGGGUUGCGAAGUUGCAGUCGUCGCCGGAUGGCGCGGAUCGACUCACACGUAUGUUCCUGGCUGCAAUUAAUGAGUAUCCCGAUGAGGUCCUUGCCCUUCUUCUUGGCACGGGUUUGGUGGACGUGAAUGCGGAAGAUGAUAUCAACGAGCGCAACUGUCUCCACGAGGCGGCGAUAUCAGGGCGCCUAUUUGUUCUCAUGGCCGGACUGGAGCGUGGGGUUGACGUUGCACGGUCAGAUGUCUACGGGAGGAUACCUCUUCACUAUGCCUGUAUGCAUGGUAGAGUGGAGAUGGUGAAACCCCUCCUCGAUGCAGGCAUUUGUACUAUUGACGCGAUGGAUCACGAUAAUUUCACCCCACUAAUCCACAGCAUCAUCCGGGAUCAGCUUCCCUGUGUGGAACAGCUCCUUGCCCAUAACGCUCGCAUAAACCCGGCAUCCGAGUCCGACCAUAUCCCGCUGAACCUGGCCUGCCAGCACGCAUCGCUACCAAUCAUAAACCUUCUCUUGGAGAGGAACGCUGAGUUACUCCCUGACGCAGAGGGUUUAUAUCCGCAGCAUCUCGUCGCGAGGUCAUGUCGAGCUCCAGAAGUGCUCCUUGUGCUAAAGAGCCAUGGAGCUGAUCUCGACCAAAAGGACAAACUCUACCAAUGGACCCCGAUUUUCCACGCGGCAAGUGAGGGGUGCGUUGGUUGUUUGAGAACUUUAUUGGAGUGCGGUGUAAAUCCCGAUGUUUUGGAUGAAAAGGGAUUAUCCGCUAUGUACUAUGCUGCAUGGGAAGGUCACCUAGAGUGCAUGAUAUUGCUCUGGUCAAGACGGGCAGGUUCAAAACCACCACGGACACCGCUGGAUAUACUCAAUGGCCCUAGAUUUCGAGAUUCGGGGUCGAUGACUUCCCCUCUCCUCGCUGAAAAAUCAGGAGGACUUAAAGCAGGCGACGGUGGUGACGGCAUUCCUCUUCUAUCUCUACCACCCCCGAUUAUUCCAUUACGAAGAUACGGCCAUAAUUUCCUUGACACAAAAACAUUCAUUCAAAUAUACUUUGAACAAACGCUGUCCUCAGAACCAAUUGUGUUUUACCAGGCCGGCCGUUAUGCUGCUGCACGAUUGACGAUUUCCUCCAAAACCUCAGAUCUUAUACCCCGAAACGUGAUGUUACCCAUUCAGGAUGACGCUCGACUUGUAUCAUUCCAGAUCGACCGUCUGGACACCUUUGCUCUAGAGUUUGAAAUUUUCCCUACUUUUGGAUCCAAGGUCAUCGCCAAAACUGUUGCUUUACCGGAUGUAUUUAUAGGUGGCAGGUUAUCAGAGGGGAUAUGUACCUUACCUCUUUUCGAUCCCAGGUUACGAGCAAUCGGUGAGAUACGCUUCAAGUUCCAAGCUAUCAAGCCCUACCACGGUGAUCCGCUGGAGAUUACACAUUUUGCUACUUACUGGAAGGCGACAAGCACCCUUGAUUCGGAUCACAAUGGACUGGUGACUGGCUCGAGUUUAUCAGGCGACUACGUCCAGGUUUUUGUCCAGUUGACCAAGGACGGCGUUCCCGUCCUCUACCCAGAGUUCACCGUUAACCAUCAUGGGAUCGACAUCCCCAUCUGCCGCCUAUCCUUCGAACAAUUCCGCGCUAUCCACGCCGAAUAUCUGGCCCAAACCAGAUCCGAGGACGCCGCCUUGCUUAAAUCCCUAGAAGAUAUGACGGUGGAUGACAUGGCGCAAGCGCAUAGAUUAUUAGCAACGUCCUUCCUCUCCCUAAAGGAGGUCCUCGAACACCUCCCCACAAACAUCCACGUAGAUCUAUGCAUCCUAUACCCCUCACCAGCCGAAGAGGCGAAACUUGGCCUUGGCCCACUGGCGGAUAUCAACACCGUCGCCGAUGCGAUUCUCACAGAUGUCUUUACCCAUGCCAGAGUGUCGAAGGAAACGAACCCGGAUUUUAUGCGCUCGGUCGUAUUCACCUCGUAUAAUCCUAAUAUUUGCAUUGCGCUGAAUUGGAAACAACCAAACUACCCUGUUCUCCUUUGCAACGACCUAGGCCAGAUCCGCGACCUGACACAGGAUGUCAGCUCGCUACCCGUUAUCCGGAGUAGUGGGCGCUCGUCAAUGUCCAUUAAGGAAUCCGCGCGGAUAGCCCAGAGCAAUAACUUCAUGGGCUUGAUGUGUCGUUCGAGUUUGCUAAACGUCAUGCCGUCCCUCGUCGAGUCGAUCAAGGAACUCGGCCUCGUCCUUGUCGCCGAUACAUCUGACGAGAUCUUGGACAAGACCCGUUUCGGUCUCGGUAGCGGUAAACUAGCCAGUCAUGAUCGUAAUCAUGAACAACAACAAGGUCGUGCUGGUGCUGGCGUUGGCAUUGGGGUUGGAGUUGGAGUUGGAGUGUCCGCGGAAUGGGCGUAUAAAAUGCCCGAGGGCGUGAAUGGGGUUGUGAGAGGUAAUGGUGUUUUGCGAUUUAAUGAUACGAUUGAUAUGUGACGUGAUGUGAUGUGAUGUGGAUUUAACUUGGAUCGGAUAUCCCCUAACCGUCCAAGAUCUUUUCAGCCCUCCCUUUUUUUAUUUUAUAUAGAGGGUAUAUAUAUAUACCACUCCCAAUAUUUGGUCGUUAUCCGAACUUAACUAUUUACUCAUGGGUAGAAUGUGGAGUAAUAAAUUCAUCGACUGUUUAUUCUCGCCUUCCUUCCUACGUCCUUUAUUGCGCUCUCAUCCACAUAGUCAGUCAUCCAUUGCUACAAGCCCACAUAUUUAUGCAUGUUUGAGAUAUGAGUGUACAUAUCUAUACUCCCAUGAUUUGUAAAAUUUUAAACACAGAUUCGGACUCCUCUGCCCAUCGUAGAAUAAAAUAAUGUGAUCUAUGUAGUAGUCGUAGUAGUAUACAAGAGGAGUUUAUAUGUUAAGACCCAAGCGGGGUGUCUAGAUGUGUGUGACAAGAUUUGUGAUGAUGAGAGAUUAUAUCAAUCGAAAAAAAGGGGAACCGGAACCGGGCCUCGGAAACAUAGAGAUGUUGGAAUCGGGGGGUGUCAAAGGGUGAGUGCCGUACGUGGGC